This is a messenger RNA of Clonostachys rhizophaga, 1563 nucleotides long. Lineage: Eukaryota; Fungi; Ascomycota; Sordariomycetes; Hypocreales; Bionectriaceae. The record is from the annotation of a GenBank genome assembly.
AUGGCCGAGUCCCAAGCGCAAACCGCCGACCAGGCGCUCGCCAAGCUGGGCUACAAGUCCGAACUGCCUCGUCAUCUGGGCAUGAUGUCCAUCCUCGGGCUCUCGUUCGCCAUCAUGGCCGUCCCCUUCGGCCUCUCCACCACGCUCUACAUCACGCUCACCAACGGCCAGUCCGUCACCAUCCUCUACGGCUGGGCCUUCGUCUCCCUCAUCUCCCUGUGCAUCGCCGCCUCCCUCGCCGAGAUCUGCGCCGUCUUCCCGACCGCCGGCGGCGUCUACUACUGGAGCGCCAUGCUCAGCAGCCCGCGCUGGGCCGCCCCCGUCAGCUUCGUCGACGGCUGGCUUGGCCUGAUUGGCAACUGGACCGUCACCCUGUCCAUCAACUUCUCCGGCGCGCAGCUCAUCCUGAGCGCAAUCUCCGUCUUCAACGAGGACUACGUCGCCAAUCAGUGGCAGACGGUGCUGUGUUUCUGGGCCGUCAUGCUGCUGCACGCCGCUAUCAACGCGUUUGGGUCGAGGUACCUGGACUUCAUCAACAAGCUCUGCGUGUACUGGACCGCCGCGAGUGUCGUCAUCAUCAUCGUGACCCUGCUUGUCAUGUGCAAGGACCGGCGGUCUGGUGAAUUUGUGUUCUCGCACUACGAUGCGUCGGGCAGCGGCUGGCCGGCAGGCUGGUCCUUCUUUGUCGGCUUGCUCCAAGCCGCGUAUACGCUGACUGGCUACGGAAUGGUGGCCGCUAUGGCCGAGGAGGUUCAGAAUCCCGAACGCGAAGUACCCCGAGCCAUUGUCCUCUCUGUUGUCGCCGCAGGCCUCACCGGUCUCGUUUACCUCGUUCCCCUGCUAUUCGUCCUUCCCGACGUCAGUAUGCUCCUCGAGGUUGCAAACGGCCAGCCAAUUGGUCUGUUAUUCAAGACUGUCACCGGUUCCGCAGCGGGUGGCUUCGGUCUGCUCUUCCUGAUCCUCGGCAUUCACUUGUUCGCGGGCGUCGGUGCCUUGACAGCUUCGUCCCGAUGCACGUACGCAUUUGCCCGUGACGGCGCCAUCCCAGGGUACAAGCUCUGGAGCCGCAUCAACCACCGCCUCGAUAUGCCACUAUGGGCGCUGGGACUGUCAACCGUUGUAGACUGCCUCCUUGGAUGCAUCUACUUUGGUUCCUCGGCCGCCUUCAACAGUUUCACCGGUGUAGCGACGAUCUGCCUUUCCGCCUCCUACGCCGUCCCCGUAGGAGUGAACCUCGUUCAGGGCCGCAAGGCCGUCAAGAACUCGCCAUACCCCCUGGGCAAGCUGGGCCCCGUGAUCAACUCGGUCUGCGUCGUGUGGAUCUUCUUCGCCCUCGUCAUCUUCUGCAUGCCCGUGUCGCUGCCGGUGGACGCCAGCACCAUGAACUACGCGUCCGUCGUGUUCGCCGGGUUCGGCACCAUCGCCGUGGUGUGGUACGUCGCGUACGCGCGCAAGAACUUUACCGGGCCGCCGGUGACGAGGGAGGAGAUCAUGGGGGAGUCCACGGGCGUCAGGAUUGACUCGCCGCCGGAUGCAGAGCACGAGAAGAAGUUGGAGACGUAA